Peromyscus maniculatus bairdii (prairie deer mouse) is the source of this 2627-nucleotide messenger RNA. RefSeq names its product cytochrome P450 4F5. Gene Ontology annotation, molecular function: iron ion binding; heme binding; monooxygenase activity. Lineage: Eukaryota; Metazoa; Chordata; Mammalia; Rodentia; Cricetidae. The record is from RefSeq and is a predicted model, not a curated record.
GGAGGGAUUGAUUGGUUCAGCCUAGCUGCAGCCCAGCCUCCUACACAGCUCCCGGCAGUUAAGAAGCAGGGGAUAAAAGCAUUUCACAGGACGGGGAGAGAAAGUCUUGGGGGUACAGGCUGCCCCUGAAAUAAGGAUGUUGCAGCUGAGUGUGUCUGGGCUGGUCCCGGCCUUCGUGUUGGCAUCCCCGUGGCAUCUUCUGCUGCUUGGAGCGGCUUCCUGGCUUCUGGCCAGAAUUCUUGCCUGGACCUAUUCAUUCUGUGAGAACUGCUCCCGCCUCAGAUGCUUCCCUCAGCCCCCUAAAAGGAACUGGUUUUUGGGUCACCUGGGCACUAUCCAGAGCAACGAGGAAGGCAUGCAGCUGGUGACUGAAAUGGGCAAGACCUUCCGAGAUGUCCACCUCUGUUGGCUGGGGCCUGUCAUCCCUGUGCUGAGGCUCGUUGACCCUGCAUUUGUUGCCCCCCUGCUCCAUGCCCCAGCUUUGGUGGCCCCCAAGGACAUGACUUUCUUAGGCUUCCUGAAGCCCUGGCUGGGGGACGGGCUCUUCCUGAGUUCUGGUGACAAGUGGAGCCGCCACCGACGCCUGCUGACGCCCGCCUUCCACUUUGACAUCCUGAAGCCCUAUGUGAAGAUUUUUAACAAGAGUGUGAACAUCAUGCACGACAAGUGGAAGCGCCUAUGCUUGGAGGGCAGUGCACGUCUGGAAAUGUUUGAGAACAUCAGCCUCAUGACCUUGGACAGUCUGCAGAAAUGCCUCUUUGGCUUUGACAGCAACUGUCAAGAGUCUCCCAGUGAAUACAUUGCUGCCAUCUUGGAGCUCAGCUCCCUCAUCGUAAAAAGGUCCCAGAAGCUCCUCCUGUUUGUGGACUUCUUUUACUACCUCACUGCUGAUGGGCGGCGCUUCCGAAAGGCCUGUGAUCUGGUGCACAACUUCACAGAUGCUGUCAUCAGGGAGAGACGCCGCACCCUCAGUAGCCAGGGUGUUGAUGAAUUCAUGAAGACCAAGGCUAAGUCCAAGACUUUGGAUUUCAUCGAUGUGCUCUUGAUGGCCAAGGAUGAACAUGGAAAGGAGCUGUCAGAUGAGGACAUCCGGGCAGAGGCUGACACCUUCAUGUUUGGAGGCCAUGACACCACAGCCAGUGCGCUCUCCUGGAUCCUGUACAACCUGGCGAGGCACCCGGAAUACCAGGAGCGAUGCCGGCAGGAGGUGCAGGAGCUGCUGAGGGACCGAGAGUCUGAGGAGAUUGAAUGGGAUGACCUGGCUCAGCUGCCCUUCCUGACCAUGUGCAUCAAGGAGAGUCUGCGGCUGCAUCCUCCGGCCCCAGACCUUCUUCGCCGCUGCACCCAGGACAUUGUACUACCCGAUGGCAAGGUCAUCCCCAAAGGGAGCAUCUGUAUCAUCAGCGUCUUUGGUAUUCAUCACAAUCCUUCAGUCUGGUCAGACCCUGAGGUCUACGACCCCUUCCGCUUUGACCCAGAAAACCCUCAGAAGAGGUCACCUCUGGCUUUUAUUCCCUUCUCCGCGGGGCCGAGGAACUGCAUAGGACAGACUUUCGCCAUGAACGAGAUGAAGGUGGCGCUGGCGCUCACCCUGCUGCGCUUCCGCGUCCUGCCGGACCACAAGGAGCCGCGCCGGAAGCCGGAGGUGAUCCUGCGCGCAGAGGGCGGGCUGUGGCUGAGGGUGGAGCCGCUGAGCACGGGUGCACAGUGACCCCCCCAAUAUCUGGCCUGGGACUACCCUCACCCACCCGCCUACCGCCUACCGAACGAACUCUGUGGAUCCCAGAAUAAGCCGAGCCCCAUUGAUCGCCAGCAGGGGCCGCAGAAGGCCAACAGAACCAGCUGUGAUCUGGGCGGGAUGAGGCGGAGCUGCUGUUUUUGAGCCAAAGAACCUUACUGUUUGCUAGCCAUGCAAGGCUCCCAUGCUGAUGACAAUUCUUUUCCUGCUCAAGUUUGCACUUCAUCCUGUAAGAGCUUCUGAGCUUUCUGAGGGAGAGUAAGAGAGGGAGCAGAGUUUCAGGCCCGCUUGAGACUCCUAGGCAUUGAAGCAAAGCCUUAAUCACAUUGUUUCCAUUUUCUUCUACUUCAUCCUGCUCCUCGUCUGUUUCAUUAUAUUUGAAGGUAUUCUCCAAUUUUUGUCUUCUUAGUGACGCACUUACAGGAGUGGGCUGCUACACUACACCUAGAGGGAUAUUUAUAAAGUUUGAGUAAAAUGAUUUUUCAGAAAAGGGAAAUCCUGGCGCCCCUGAGAAGCAUGUUAAAUGGCAUUCAAGGCUUGUGAUGCCUAAGAUCACUAAGGCAGCUUAAAAUAUAUGAAAUCACUCUUCCGGAUCCUUCGUUUUACUUUUGUCCUGGGCGAUGUUCAUUGAGAUUCCCACUGACUUUACAAGAAUCUAAUGUUUCCUUUCUCACAGCACUUCUGGGCUUUGAUUCCUCCUCCCCCUCAUCAUGAGUCCAUUAAAAAUGUCAGUUGGGCAUGGGGAUAUGUACCUGAAAUCCCAGUACGUAGGAGGGUGAGACAGAGGAUCAUGAGUUGGAGAAUAUCUUGGAAUACAUAGAAAGUUUGGAACUAGGCUGGGGACAUAAUAAAACUAUGUCUCCAAAAAUAAAAAUUAAACCCAUUAAAA